Messenger RNA from Chelonoidis abingdonii (Abingdon island giant tortoise), 1675 nucleotides. NCBI's taxonomy places the organism in Eukaryota, Metazoa, Chordata, Testudines, Testudinidae. The record is from RefSeq and is a predicted model, not a curated record.
CCCAAGCCAUGGGGGGGGGGUCACUCCUGAGUCUCCCCCCCUGCCCGUUCUCUGGUCUGGCCGGGGUCUGACCCCCCCCAACUCCAUGGGCUCAUCCGCCUCAGGCCCCAUAAAUCCACCUGCUCUGGCGCGGCCCGCGGGGGCCGGUCUGGGAGGCCAAACCCAGGCGAGUUGCGGCAGCUCGGCUCAGAGAUCCGCCCUGGUCGGUGCCUUGGGACAGCAGGACUCCUGGGCCUCGCUGCUGAGCCGGGGCUGUUCGGUUGCCCGAGCUCGUCCCACCAGGAGGGGAGGGUGUACGUUGGAAAAUGCCCGACCGUGACAACUACAACAAUGGCAGUAGCAGUGACGAGGCGGGUGCCAACUCUGACGACAUCUGCCGCGACUUCCUGCGCAAUGUCUGCAAGCGAGGCAAGCGCUGCCGCUUCCGACACCCCGACAUUAGCGAGGUCACCAACCUGGGCGUGCGCAAGAACGAAUUCAUCUUCUGCCACGACUUCCAGAACAAGGAGUGUGUGCGCCUCAACUGCCGCUUCAUCCACGGCACCAAGGAGGAUGAGGACUAUUACAAGAAGACGGGGGAGCUGCCCCCGCGCCUGCGCCAGAAGGUGGCGGCUGGGCUCGGCCUCUCCCCGGCGGACCUGCCGAACAGCAAGGAGGAGGUGCCAAUAUGCAGGGACUUCCUGAAGGGCGACUGCCAGCGGGGAGCCAAGUGCAAGUUCCAGCACUUGCAGCGGGAGUACGAGUAUGACGCCCGGGUCAUCGCGGCCCGGGACCCCGGCAUCGCCACCACCGUGCGCCGCUACGACCCCUAUGAUGUCAUGUACGACCCUGACCGCUACGACGACCACGACCCGGUGCUGAAGCGGAGGCGGGUGGACGGGCUGCACUUCGAAACCUACGAGUACAGCUUCACCAGCCCGCGCACGGUGGAGUACCGGCUCCUGGAGGAGGAGAACAUCAUGCUGCGCAAGCGCGUGGAGGACCUCAAGAAGCAGGUCAACAACCUCCUGGCGACCAACGAGGUGCUGCUGGAGCAGAACGCCCAGUUCCGAAACCAGGCCAAAGUCAUGACUCUCAGCUCCACCGCCACGGCCACCGAGCAGACCCUGGCCCCAACCGUGGGUACUGUCACCAAUUAUAACCACAGCAUUGCCCAGACUCACACCACGCUCAGCAGCCAGGCCCUCCAGCCACGGCCCGUCACCCAGCAGGAUUUGGUGGCUCCAGCUGGAGCACAGGCAGCGCCCCCCACCAACGCAGCGCCCCCCAUGAACCCUGAAAUCACCCCACUCUCGGCUGCUCUGGCUCAGACCAUCGCACAGGGCAUGGCUCCUCCGGUCUCCAUGGCGCCCGUGGCAGUGUCGGUGGCGCCCGUGGCAGUUUCAAUGGCACAGCCGCUGGGAGGUAUCACCAUGAGCCAUGCCACCACGCCCAUGGUGACGUACCCCAUCGCGUCGCAGAGCAUGAGGAUAACAGCCAUCCCACACUAACCACCCCCAAAGGGCCCCACAUACCGCCAUGGGUCCAUGCUGUUUGGAACCACCCCUGGUAGGCGGAAGGGCUCUGUCACUGGCAGGACCUGCUCCUUCCUUUGGGGAGACUGGAACUGAGAAGGGAGAGAAUUGAACUGAAACUCUUGGAAACCUCUCUCCCCUUUCAGGGGAUGGGCUUUCCA